AUGGCCAAAACAAGCGAAGUUGAUGGAGUUUGCGGUAGGGACGGCUAUGAUGCUGUUGUUGUGGGGUCCGGCUACGGUGGGUCUGUCGCAGCGUGCCGUAUGUCAAUGGCUGGCAUCAAGGUGUGUUUGAUCGAGAAAGGACGGAGGUGGGAAGCGCAGGACUUCCCGACAAACAGUUUUCAGAUCAUAUCGACGGUGAGGAUGGAAAACAGGAACUGGGGCAUCAGCUUCGGACCCAAGGAUGGUUUGUUUCAGAUCCAUGAGCAAGACGAUUCAUUAGCAGGAACGGUCUGUGGGCUCGGUGGAGGAUCGUUGGUGAAUGCUGGUGUGAUGGUAUCGACACCGGUCCGUGCCAGACGGGACCCGAAAUGGCCAAAGGAAUGGCAGCAUGACUGGGAAAUCUGUGAAAUAUCAGCAUUGGGAAUGCUGAGGCCACAGAGUAUUCCACUGGAAUUUGGCAAUUCUAGAGUCAUGAGAGGAAUAUCCGAUGAAAUCGAAGACUGCAGCAAGAAUUCGAUCAAGCUAAGUGUGAAUUUUGGCCAGGAGGUGGGGCCCAGUCCGAUGGGAUCACAGCCGUUGGAUAAAUGCUUAGCGUGUGGUAAUUGCAUGUCAGGAUGUCCUUACAAUGCCAAGAACUCAUUAGACAAGAACUACUUGGCGACGGCGAUUCAGGCUGGAUGUACAGUGAUAACAGAAUGUCAAGUUCAGUAUGUGGUGAAAAACCCAGAUGACGAUUUCCAAGAUGACAGUAGGAUCGGUGGAAAUCAACGGCGAAGAUGGCGAGUCUACUUGGAUGAUCUCGAAUAUGUAUACUGUGAUUUUGUGGUUCUUUCAGCCGGAGUUCUGGGGACGGCGCAGAUACUCUUCCAAUCAGAAAGGAGAGGUUUGAGGCUCUCAGAGAGGCUCGGUUUCGGAUUCAGCUGCAAUGGGAACAAUGUAGCCUACGUCGCCGGAAGCUCUGCACCGUUGAAUGCUUAUGGACUGAAUAAGAAGCAAUUCUCAACCAUUCCUUUCCAAGAUCGGCCCGGCCCAGUGAUCUCUUCAUCAUACACUUCUUCUCUGGGGUUCACAAUUCAGAGUGCAGUGCUUCCAACAUCAUAUCCUUACUUGCUAUUUAAGGGGAUCUCAACGUAUGGAUGGCCCACUUGUUACUGGUUCUUACACGGUGUGAUCGACAAGUUGAAGUAUAUGGUGGGCCUGAAAGCUAGCCAAGCAAUGGUGUUCAACUUAAUAGGGCAUGACACCAGUGAUGGGAGAAUUACAUUAGACAAAUCAACGGACAGGAUCUGUUUCACUCCUCCCCACGAUCCACUGCUUCCCUGGAAAAUCCAGGCACUUCAGAAGCUCACAAAGAGGAUAGGAGGGAUCUUGUUCAUGUCGAGGAACCGCAGCACUUCGGUGCACCUCUUAGGAGGGUGCAAUGUAGCAUCUGACCCUUCACAUGGAGUAUGCAAUCCAAGUGGUCAGGUUUUCGAUCCGAACGGUCCAUCCGAUACGGUCCACCCUGGACUAUACGUCUGUGAUGCCUCCUUGAUCCCUUGCUCAGUUGGAAUCAAUCCUUGCCUUACUAUUGCUACGGCCGCAGAACACGUUAGUAAGCACUUGGUGCAAGAUAUUCUGAAGUAUAAGAGCUUGAAUCAGAGUCCCAUUCAAUUUAGUGUCGCAGAACCAAUCAUUCCCAUUGAUUUACAUGAUUUGAAGUUCAGCGACAAAGUUGUGGAUUCGAUGCUAGUGGCAGGAACUGAUGGAAAAUCAGAUGUGCGGUUGAGAUCUUCAGAUGAAGUGUCCAUGUUGAGGAGGGAAGACAGUGCAGUCAUGUUUAGAGAGACCAUGAGAGGCUAUGUAGGGGGAAUGCCAUGUACAGCUUAUCUUGAAAUGAAGAUGAACUCAGGCGGUUCGAGUGGCUGUGAUGAAGGGAACACAGCAGCUGGUGGGCCACACUCGCUCCUGAGAGGAAAGGUUGGUGGGUAUGUCGUAUUUCCAGCCGUUGAGAAGGAUAAGCUAUAUAUUGUAGAUGGGAAGGUGGAUCUUUGCAGCAUAGACCGUCAAACUCCGUAUACGCAAUGCAUGCAGUACCGUCUGCUACUAGCGACGGCCUCCGGUUCAAGAUACAUCCUUGAGGGGAGGAAGAUCAUGAAUCCAUAUCUCCUGGCAUCUUAUGCUUGGAGAGAAUCUACGACGCUGCACGUCAGUUUCAAGAUGGUCCAUCAAACGGAUGGUCCUGAUAAGAGAAGGUGCGGCAGUUCAAGAACGGAACAAUUGAAUCUCACAGGGGAGCUUCAUUUAUCAAUGAUGGAUCUACUAAUGUGCUUGAUUAGCAUGAGAGGGAGCCAGAGAUGGAAGUUUCUAUACCUUUUUUUACAAAGCCUCUGUAGAACAUACAUCACUCAACGGCCGCGAUCGAUCCAUGAGGAAUUCAAACACUUAGACAUGAAUCAGAGAGCUUACCCUCCUUGCAUUCUUCAUGAGAUAACAACAGAUGAUGGAUUUGUUAUCAGCUGCAAGCAAUGGAAGUGUAAUCAGAAUGCUUGGAGAUCCGACGGUGAGAAGCCACUGCAUCCGGUUCUACUGAUCAAUGGCCAUUCUACUGAGAGUUACUGGCUACCAACUGAGUCAAGAGAUCUGGUUAGAACUUUAGUAGAAGAAGGAUAUGAGACAUGGCUACUUCAACCAAGGCUACACCCUCUGCACCUUUCGAAGGACUUCACCAUCGACGAUAUCGGAAAGUUCGACAUCCCCGCCGCGAUUGCUAAGAUGAGGGAGUUGCAUGGGCCAUCUGUGAAAGUUCAUGUGAUUGCACACUGCGUGGGAGGAUUAUCAAUUCAUAUAGCACUCAUGGGAGGCCAUGUCUCUGCAACCCAAAUAGCAUCUCUCUCUUGCACUAACUCUUCCAUGUUCUUCAAGCUCACUACUUCAUCAUUAGUUAAGAUGAGGCUUCCACUCAUUCCUAUCUCCAUGGCGAUACUAGGCAAGAACCGAGUCCUAUCGAUGUUUGCCAACUCCAAGGACAACCUCCGGCACCGCCUCCUGAAAGCCAUAGCGAAGCUCAUACCGCGCUAUGAGCGGUGCACCUGCGACGAGUGUGAGGUCUUCUCGGGCAUCUUCGGCAACACGUUCUGGCACGAAAAUGUGAGCCCCACCAUGCACCAACUUCUCAAGGAAAGCCUACCGAUGCUGCCCAUGUCCGCCUUCCCCCACCUUAGGAAGAUAUGCCUGGCGGGCCACAUCAUCGACUCCAAUGGCUGCGAUGCUUAUCUGAUGCAUUCCGAGAGGAUGGCGGUCCCGACACUAUACGUCUCCGGUGGGCGGAACCUUUUGGUGACCCCACAAACCUCGUUUCUUGCUAAUCAAUACAUGAGGUUGCACCAACCUGGGUUCACUCAUAGAAGGGUGGUGGUGGAUGGUUUUGGACAUUCGGACCUUUGGAUUGGAGAAGAGUCCUACAAGAGAGUGUUUCCACACAUCCUAUCACACAUGAAACUAGUGGAACAAGGAAGCAAUGGGGGUAAGAACAUGGAAGAGUCCAAGUUUAAUAAGGACUCCUUGUCAUGGGCUGACUCAAAUGAUGGGAAUGGAGGAUUUGGGCUUUGGGUUUGUUUGAUCUCUAUAUUGGUGUUUUUGUUGUUGAUUUUCUUGGGUUUUUACUAGUAAAUUGCAUUGUUUAUGGUUGCAUUUGUUUCUGUUGUUGUGAUAUUCUUUCAUAUGUUAUGAAAUCAAGUGUAAUAUAUAAGGCUGUAAUUUAUAGUGA
Messenger RNA from Magnolia sinica, 3748 nucleotides. RefSeq lists its product as uncharacterized. The record is from RefSeq and is a predicted model, not a curated record. The transcript is spliced from 9 exons. Lineage: Eukaryota; Viridiplantae; Streptophyta; Magnoliopsida; Magnoliales; Magnoliaceae. The coding region runs from base 1 to 3648 and encodes 1215 amino acids. Gene Ontology annotation, molecular function: oxidoreductase activity, acting on CH-OH group of donors; flavin adenine dinucleotide binding.